UCACUGUUCUGGUGCUCAUGAUCAUCGCCUGCAGUUGCUGGUGCUAUAGCUGCUGUAGCUGCCACGGACGUCCCGACCACAGGCGCAGGAAGAUCCAAGUCUGCCCAGCUGUCUAG
Molecule: messenger RNA, 116 nt
Organism: Eurypyga helias (sunbittern)
Lineage: Eukaryota; Metazoa; Chordata; Aves; Eurypygiformes; Eurypygidae
Product: small integral membrane protein 5-like
Exons: 1
Source: RefSeq, a predicted model, not a curated record